Stylonychia lemnae is the source of this 2370-nucleotide messenger RNA. Lineage: Eukaryota; Ciliophora; Spirotrichea; Sporadotrichida; Oxytrichidae. The record is from the annotation of a GenBank genome assembly.
AUGAGUGAUGAUUUCAAAGCAUUUGAUUGGUUUGGAUAAACUAUUUAACUUACUUACAAAGGUGAAGAUUCUUAUAAAACUAUGCUUGGGGCCUCUGUUUCAUUUGUGCUUGUCUUGAUAUUACUAGGCUUCUCAAUUUUCAAGUCGAUAUACUUAUUCAGUAGAUAUAACCCAGAAGUAUCAAAAGUAUCCUUAAUAAGAGAUAUGACUUUGGGUGAGAUAUUUAAACCUUAAGAAACUGGGUUUGACUUUGCUUUUGGACUCAAUAAGGAUCUCGAUCCUCGCAUAGGCCAUUUCACAAUAAGGCAAUAUGGAGUCUAUGAAACAGAACAAAAAGAUAGUUCAGGCAAGAAUAUUAAGAAAAAGACAUUCAGAGAUUUGAAAUUUUAAAAGUGUUUAGCAGAAAACUUUGAUUUUCCAGAUGAAAGUGAAGUUGUUUCGAAAGGAAUAUCAAAUUAUUUGUGCUUAACAGACACUGACUAUUAAUUCUAAGGAAAUUACUAUUCUGACAACUUUGAAUAUCUGGAAAUAAAGCUAUGGAAAUGUAAGGACACUCCUUAAUUGAAAUGCUACAAUUAAACUACCAUUAACAAGUACUUAGACUAUGAAACUUUCAAUUUUGCCUUUAUUAACAACUAUUUUGAUCUCACUAAUUUUGAAAGCGGUGGUUAGAUAAGACCAUUUAUAGAUGAUUAAUUAUUCUUUGAAGUUGAGUCCUCUAGAGUAAAGAAAACAAACUUCUAUAUUCAGUCACAAGAAGCAGAACUUGAAGAUGAUUUGAUUUAAUUCGGCUAGUCUGAAUCAAUUAGUUUUCAUUAAGUCAGCAAUUAAAGAUUCUAUGAUAAUUAAUACAGACCAGAUGAAGGAUAUAUAGUAUCUGUUUACCUGAGAUUUGACAACAGAUAUGAUGUUUAUUCAAGAAAAAUCUAUUCUAUUCUAGAACUUCUAGGAGAUAUCGGAGGACUGUAUGGGGCUUUAGUCGGUAUAGGAUUUGUAUUUGUUGGUUUCAUCUCUUCAAGAAUGUUUUUGAGUGAUAUAAUGAAGAAAAUAUAUCAAGUAAGGAAAUACAUUUUAGAACCUGAAAUUAGUGACUUUGAACAAGUUAAACCAAAUACUAAAUUUAAAAAUCAAAUUAGAAACCCUCACUAAAAGACCAUGAGUAAUAAUACAAAUACCUCACUGUAAUAAAAGGAAUACACGGAGGAUUAAGUUACCUAGAGAAAGUCAAAUGAUUUAAACAAAGAAGAAGGCGGAAUAAAAAUAAUAACCAUUGAGUAAGAUAUUCCUUUAAAUUCUGAAAGACCUUUUAUAAAAGACUAGUAAGUUAUUGAUCCAUCAUAUCUGAGUCCAACUUAAAUUAAACAUUAAUAUAAGAAAAAAGUUAGUUUGAAAAGAUUGAACACUAAGUUGAUCGAUGCUGAAAAAGUUAAUUUAGAAUUAUAAGAUGAGCAUGAUAUUAAAGAAAGAGAAUAGCUUAAUGCUUAAAUAUUUAAGAAAAAGAGGUAGGUUAAUGAUAUAGAUGUAAAUAAUCUGCUUAUAUCAUUCAUUUCAAGAAUGAGAUUCAAUUACGACAUCAAGUCUAUAAUCUAGUACCUUAGUAAAUGCUUGUGUUUAAAGAAUCUUGAAAGAAAAAGGAAUAAGAGAUACUAUAAGAAACAUUAUCUUUACUAAAAAGGAGAAAAAAAGUUAAGUUAAGAGCUAGAUAUCAUAUCUCUACUUAAAACUCAAAGGAAAUUUAAAUUACUAGCCUAGGCAUUGUUAUCUUAAAAGCAUAGAAUGCUCUUAAGAUUUUAGAGAUAAAAUGUGUUAGAGACAGCUUCUGAGUCAUCAGAUUCUGACGAUGAUAAUCUAGAUACACUAACUCUGAUGGAAAAUAAAAAUCCACUGAUAAGAUUAGUCAUAUAUGGCAAAUUAAAGAAAAUGAUGAAGUCUUUUGAGGGAUAGAAGCUUAAAAUGAUUGAAAAAAAUCUUAUGAGAGGAGUGUUUUAAAGAAAAUUAAAAGACUUCUAAGAAGAGUUGAUUGAUUAAACAGAAAAUAAGACUUUAUUGCAAAGGCUGCAUGGCCAACUUAUGGAAAGUGCUUAAAAGGUUAGAAUAGAUGGAGCAAAUACCCAUAGAGAAAAUAACUUCAUGGAGGAAUAUGAUGAUUCUUCAAUGCUAAGUGGAAAAAUUAAAACUGUUAUUGAGGAUAUUUAAAACAUUUCUAGUCAAAUGGAUGAUUAAGAAUUCUAAAAGUUUGAGAUGGAUGAGUUAGUGAUUAAAUUACCUGAAGUUGCUUUUCAUUAUUUGAAUAAAGAGUCCUUAUUUGCGAGUAAUGAUUCAAAGUUUCUGAGUCAUAUAGAAAAGUAAAAAACUAAUGAGGAUGUUUGA